This is a messenger RNA of Micropterus salmoides (largemouth bass), 1805 nucleotides long. Its product is annotated as potassium channel subfamily K member 15-like. The transcript is spliced from 2 exons. The record is from RefSeq and is a predicted model, not a curated record. Bases 218 to 1525 code for a protein of 435 amino acids. Lineage: Eukaryota; Metazoa; Chordata; Actinopteri; Centrarchiformes; Centrarchidae. Gene Ontology annotation, molecular function: potassium ion leak channel activity. Gene Ontology annotation, biological process: stabilization of membrane potential; potassium ion transmembrane transport. Gene Ontology annotation, cellular component: membrane.
CGUGUCGAGAGCAUCGAUCGCUCUCAAUGCGCACAGCAGGAUAUCCUCGUUUUUACAUACACAAUAAAUCUGAACCUGGUAACAUCGAUUUCCAGGUUUUUAUUCUCCAUCACGCCUCUCUUGCUACGUUUCACGCAACAGGCUGCAACACCAAUGUGGAGUCUAUACACUGAAGAACAGUACCACCUGUAACUGUGCCUAUCUGCUCCCGACUUUCAUGCCGAGACCGAGGAUGAAGAAACAAAACAUCCGGACCCUGUCGCUCAUCCUCUGCAUGUUCUCCUACUUGCUGGUCGGCGCCGCGGUGUUUGACGCGCUGGAGUCCGAGUCGGAGAGCUCCCGCAGGCGCAUCUUGGAGCAGAAGCGCAGCGAGAUGAAGAAGAAGUACCGCUUCUCCGAGGAUGACUACCGCGAAAUUGAGCGAGUGGUGCUGCAAGCUGAGCCCCACCGCGCCGGGAGACAGUGGAAAUUUGCUGGCUCUUUUUACUUUGCCAUAACAGUCAUCACCACCAUUGGUUAUGGACAUGCAGCACCAGGCACAGAUGCUGGAAAGGUCUUCUGCAUGUUCUACGCUGUACUGGGCAUUCCUCUCACUUUGGUCAUGUUCCAGAGCCUGGGAGAAAGGAUGAACACAUUUGUCCGCUAUCUCCUACAUAAGACAAAGCAGUGCCUGGGCUUUCGACACACUGAGGUGUCAAUGGAGAACAUGGUCCUGGUGGGCUUCCUGUCCUGCAUUGGAACACUGUGUGUCGGGGCUGCAGCCUUCUCCCACUUUGAGGGAUGGAGCUUCUUCCAUGCCUACUACUACUGCUUCAUCACGCUCACCACUAUUGGCUUUGGGGACUUUGUGGCCCUGCAGAAAAAGGAGGAUCUCCAGGAGAAAACGCCCUAUGUGGCGUUCAGCUUCAUGUACAUCCUGGUGGGGCUAACUGUUAUUGGGGCCUUCCUGAACUUGGUGGUACUUCGCUUCCUCACCAUGAACACUGAGGAUGAACGGAGAGAUGCUCAAGAGAGGGCAUCACUGAAGAGGGACAGAGGCUUUUUGGAUGGGGCUCUGGGCCUCCAUGUUGUAGGUGAACAGAGCAGAGACAUCCACAGAGAGAGGAACAGGAGCAAUGUUCCACACGGUCGCAGCCACAGUGCGCUCUUCCUCCCAAUGGAGGAAGGAACCAGCCGCACCAACCUCAUCUCUUCCCCAGCAGAGGAUCAGGAGAGACAAAGAAGCCCUGGCAGACACAGGCUGCAUUUUCAGAUCAAGGCAGGCAGACGCAGGCCAGAGUCGAGCCUCAGCUCCCUCUGUUCCUGUGUGUGCUACCGCUUGGGGAUUUGUGACAGUCCUCUUAUGUCCCACAGUGAACACCAUGGCUGCCAUGUCAAUUCUGUUUACUACAACUCAGUCUCCUAUAAGAUCGAGGGCUGCUUGCCAGGUUCCAGGGACAACACUGGAUUCUCUUCCCCAGGCAGCACGCUCUCACCUGGGCAUAACUUCCGGGAGUUCCCUCGUUCAAGGAGAAAGUCUGUGUAAGGAACAUUAAAGUGAAGGAGAGUGUACACCUAUUUUGUGCAUGUCAGAAGACACUGAUUCUGUUAAACAAAUAAGUUGUCUGUUGUGGCUAUUGAAAUUAUUAUUUUUUUUGCUAAGCAAGGAUGAGAUUUUUUAUCCUCUUUUACCAUGGCAUUAUUUAUGUUAGUGAUUCUGCUGUUUUCCUUGCAUGUAAGCCAAAGUGCAGUGCAUGCUAAAGAGAAUGUGUAGCACCCAAUGUGAAUGCAUGAGUGCUAUGUAAAGAUGUAAACAUUUGGGCUUU